AUAAUAAAGGGUCCAAACGAUCUGGCGAAUCGUCUAAUACUUCGUCCAGACAGAGAGUUCAUUUUGGCAGCAUUGAGGAGGUUGAAAGGCAGAGUAGAAAGAAAAAUACUGUUACUGAGGAUUCAAUUGGUAUUUCCUUUGAGGACUUGGGCAAAGACAUAAUGAAUUAUGAGUUAUCGGACUCCUCUAAGAAAGCUCGCGAAGAACAUCAGGCGAUACUAGAUGAGUUUGAGCGCAAGAAACGUGCAAGAACCCUUGCAGUUCCUACCGACGAUGGUCGCGUAAGAGCGAAGUUAAGGGAACUCGGCGAACCACAAUGUUUAUUUGGUGAAGGACCAGGUGAUCGUCGAGAUCGUCUUCGAUAUUUGCUAUCAAAGGCGGAAGGUGGAGAUAUGGUACCCGAUGAAGAUGAAGAAACUGAGAGUGAAUCAGAGGAAGAGAAAGAGGAAGAAUUUUUUACUCAAGGAACCCCAGAACUCUUGGAAACGCGUCGUUGGAUAGCAAGAUACUCCUUACCAAGAGCGAGAGAUCGACUUAUUAGACAACGAACCGAAUAUGAAUCGCCGUUGCCGCAGUUGAAAUCCGUGAGAAAAGAUUUGUUUACAGAGUUGAAG
Acaulospora morrowiae is the source of this 614-nucleotide messenger RNA. The record is from the annotation of a GenBank genome assembly. Lineage: Eukaryota; Fungi; Glomeromycota; Glomeromycetes; Diversisporales; Acaulosporaceae.